AUGCUGCAAACUGAAGGCACACUCAAGGUCGUCGUGAACUCUGCAACCAACAUGCAAGAUGUUGACACCGGAAGACAAGAUCCCUAUGUGCGCUAUGCAUUGAAUCUCGAAGAAAAGGAUUGGCAAAAGACAUUUACUGCCAAGGAUGCUGGUACCAACGCGACUUGGAACCAAACUCUCGAAUCACCUUUGCGUGGUGAACAAGAGAUGUUUGUAGAGGUGAUGGAUGAGGAAACGGGUGUGGAUCAAGUGAUCGGCUUUUGUGCCAUCAAGUUGGCUCCUAUUGUUCAAGCACCUGGUGGACACGUCAAUGCUAUUUACACCAUCUACAAUAUCAAGGGAAAGGAUGCUGGUCGUCUCCAUUUGACUAUCACUGCCUCAGGCUUCAAUAGCCCACCUGCUCAACAACAAUCCAUGCAACCUGUACAAGGCCCAUCUUACAUUAGCGAGGAACAUGCUAAGCGCAUCAAGUCUAUGCGUCACAAGGCUCUUGCUGGUGAUGUAGGCACUGCUGUUCUCGGUGGUGCCCUUGCUAUUGGUGCAGGCUUUUUGGGCCACAAGCUCUAUAAGGAUCAUGAACAAAAGGAAGAGCAAAAGGAACAAGAACGUCAACAAAUGGAAGAAGAAAAGGAGCGAUUGGAACGUGAACGCCAACAAAUGGAAGAACAGCAACGUCGACGUGAACAUGAAGAAGCUGAAGAACGACGUCGUAAGCAAGAAGAAGAGCAACGUCGUGCACAUCAAGGUGGUAACCAUGGUGGCCAUGAACAUCAUCAUCAAGGUGGUGGCGAACAUCAUCAUCACCAUGAAAGCCGUCAUCAUCACGGAAGUGGAGGUGCAUCCGAAUGGGAUCCUGUGGGAACCUAUGCACCAGGCGAUCGCGUUCAAUACCAUGGCCACACCUAUGUUUGCCUUCAAGGUCACACUUCUAACCCCACUUGGAUGCCUGGUGCAGCCCACUCUCUCUGGCAACCAAUGUAA
Molecule: messenger RNA, 981 nt
Organism: Lichtheimia ornata
Lineage: Eukaryota; Fungi; Mucoromycota; Mucoromycetes; Mucorales; Lichtheimiaceae
Exons: 1
Coding region: 1-981 (326 amino acids)
Biological process (GO): carbohydrate metabolic process
Cellular component (GO): extracellular region
Molecular function (GO): hydrolase activity, hydrolyzing O-glycosyl compounds; carbohydrate binding
Source: RefSeq, a predicted model, not a curated record